Messenger RNA from Zonotrichia albicollis (white-throated sparrow), 864 nucleotides. The record is from RefSeq and is a predicted model, not a curated record. Lineage: Eukaryota; Metazoa; Chordata; Aves; Passeriformes; Passerellidae.
CGCACGGGGCGAGCCCCCGCCGGCCAUGGCCUCGGCGCCCCGGCUGGCGCUGCUGGCCGCCGCCCUGCUCUGCGCCCCGGUGAGGGGUGACAGGGAGCCCCCAGAUCCCGUGUUCCUGCCGGUGGAGCUGGAGGUCCUUGGGGUGCCCGAGUCCUACCGGCUGCAGAGGGUGGAUCAGGACGUGGCCCCCAACUCUUCCUUGCACACCCGCUCCGAGACGUUCCUGCUGCUCCGUGCCGGAUCCCAGCCCCUGUUCCAGGCCACCUACCCCCCGUUCAGCAUUCGCCAGGAGGUGCCCACGGAGAGCGCUCCCAGCUCAGCUUGGGCCGUCCGUGCUGUGUCCCUGGAGAGCUCUGUGUCCCCUGCUGAGCCCGUGGCCCGUGUUCUCUUCCACCUGUAUGGGCCCGACUGGAUGCCUGGGAAGCAGGAUCAUGCCGGGGCCCGGAAUCAUCCCAAGGACUGGGACCAUCCUGGGCUCUGGGAUCACCCUGAUGUCCGGGACCACCCUGGGGGUCAGGGUCACCCCAGGAACUGGGAUCAUCCCAGGGAGCAGGACCACCCUGGGGUCCGGGAUCACCCCAGGAACUGGGAUCACCCUGGAGAUCAUGACCGCCCCAGGGACCAGGACCACCCCGAGCAGCAGGAUCACCAUGGAGUCCGGGAUCACCCCAAGGACCGGCACCACCCUGGGAUCCACGAUCACCCCAAGUACUGGGACCACCUCAAGGACCAGGACCACCAUGAGCAGCAGGACCACCCUGGGAACUGGGAUUCUUCAAGGGAUUGGCAUCACUCCAGAGCUCAGGAUCUCCCCUGUGCCACCCUCCACGCUCAUCACCGCGGGCGGGUGGCCCGGGGGACAUG